GGAAGCAUUCAGAUCAAAGAAUAAUGAAGCUCACAUUAUUAGCUGCAUUAUUCGUCCUUGUAUUCACCUUGAGCACAGAGCCACUGCUCGGAGCCGCUGAUGCGGCGCCUGAACCAGUGAUCGAUACUUCCGGCAAUAAGCUCCGAGCAGGCGUCGGUUACGUCGUACUUCCAGCUCCCCAGCCCCCUGGCGGCGGCGGGCUUUCUCUUGCAAGCAUCGGAGAAAAGUGCCCACUUGACGUCGUGGCGGUGGUGGACGAUCCUGGCCUAGGCGUGUCGUUUACACCCGUUAAUUCCAAGAAAGGUCGGGUUCGCGUCUCCACUGAUCUCAACGUCAUGUUCUCUGCUAACACAGGUUGUCCUCAGUCCAACGUUUGGAAGAUCAACGAUUACGAUAAUACCACGGGACAGUGGUUCGUGACGACAGGUGGGGUUGUGGGGAAUCCUGGGAGGCAAACACUGAGAGAUUGGUUCAAGAUUGAGAAGUAUGAAGAUAGUUAUAAGUUUGUUUACUGUCCAAGUGUGUGCAGUACAUGUAAGGUUCAGUGCAGAGAUAUUGGCAUAUAUGUCGACAGCCAUGGAAACCGGCGUCUUGCGCUCAGUGAUACUCCUUACAAAGUUCAAUUUUUAUGUUGUCUUUAGAAGGACAUUGCAGUUUCUGCGAGCCUGAAGACCAUUUCAUCAACGAUAAAGUUCAUGAUGAAUAAUGUUUCUCAUAAAUAGUAUAAAUUGAAGCUUGCAUAAAUUGAGGAUUGAUUAGUUAUUGCAUGUCUCCUUGCUAGUUUGUUUGGUUUUUUUAAUGUUACAAAG
Neltuma alba is the source of this 809-nucleotide messenger RNA. RefSeq names its product miraculin-like. Gene Ontology annotation, molecular function: endopeptidase inhibitor activity. The record is from RefSeq and is a predicted model, not a curated record. The transcript has a single exon. Bases 24 to 641 code for a protein of 205 amino acids. NCBI's taxonomy places the organism in Eukaryota, Viridiplantae, Streptophyta, Magnoliopsida, Fabales, Fabaceae.